This is a messenger RNA of Phanerochaete carnosa HHB-10118-sp, 526 nucleotides long. RefSeq lists its product as uncharacterized. Lineage: Eukaryota; Fungi; Basidiomycota; Agaricomycetes; Polyporales; Phanerochaetaceae. The record is from RefSeq and is a predicted model, not a curated record. Bases 253 to 420 code for a protein of 55 amino acids. The transcript has a single exon.
CGAAGAGAAGGUGGCAACUGUGGAGUAACGGAGACCGUUUGACAUGUCCAGUGUAUCCAGAAGCAAUCUCCGUUUGCUGGCUGGAAAGGGCAUCUUUUGUUUUGGUUACGUACAGAAAUCCUAUACACAAGAAACGUUAGUCCAGCCCAAAUAUUCGACGACAUGGAUUCUCGAGGUGACACGGAUUAUAUUGCCCGGUGCGAGCUACACGCCCUCCAUGCGACGCACGGGGAGCUGUGAACAUCGACGGGCAUGGAAAUCGCUAGAGCGCGAGACGGGUCGCCAGUCGGCGGAGGAGGUGUGGGCUGCUUGCCCCAUAAUCCGAUCCCACUCGAGUCUGCUUUUGUGAUAGAUUUUUUCGAGAUGAUGGAGCCGCUUAGCGUCAGCGUUAUCGAGCUUCCACAGAGCGGUGUCGUCUGACAGCGGCUGGGCGCAACGAAAACCACCGACCAACGCUACACCGGUGGGACGAUAGACAUUGCGCGAACCUUCAGUCCUGUCGUUGCUUACAAUUGGAUAACCCGGU